Paramecium sonneborni is the source of this 534-nucleotide messenger RNA. NCBI's taxonomy places the organism in Eukaryota, Ciliophora, Oligohymenophorea, Peniculida, Parameciidae. The record is from the annotation of a GenBank genome assembly.
AUGAUUUAAAUUCCCAAUUUAUAGUUUAGUAAUUAUAAUAAUUUAUUAAAGUCACCAUAUUUCUUAUCUGACCUCAUACCCUUAUGGACUGGUGGAGAGACAUUUAUGGAAAUGAGAUUCCAGAUUAGGUGUAAUUCUACUCAAGUUGAAAAUUACAGAAAAGAUCAGCUAAUGGGAGUGAGGCUUAUAGCACAAAAUACACUGACAUAAAGAAAAAGGAACUAUUUGAUCGAAUUUUAACCAAAUUAAUUAUAAGCCUAAGUAUUUGGAUAUCAUGAAGAUGAUGAGCUCACUGUAUCAAAUUUAUUACUUUAUUUCUCUCUUCUUAAAAAAUCCAGCCUAACAAUAGGAUUAAAACAAAAAUCUAUGCUAAUAAGCAUUUACAGCUAUCUAAUAUUAAAAUUAUAGUAGUAAAUAUAAAUGUACACUAAUAAAUACAAAAUAGUUUUAAUAAAGUUAACAAUAGAUAAUGGCAGAAAUUUACAUGAUAAAAAUUGCUAAUAUAAUAACUCAAAAUUCAUAAUUUUAUUUUGA